Ochotona princeps (American pika) is the source of this 2706-nucleotide messenger RNA. It is a transcript of the gene SLC6A5, whose product is annotated as solute carrier family 6 member 5. Gene Ontology annotation, biological process: sodium ion transmembrane transport; synaptic transmission, glycinergic; glycine import across plasma membrane. The record is from RefSeq and is a predicted model, not a curated record. Gene Ontology annotation, cellular component: membrane. The transcript is spliced from 17 exons. The coding region runs from base 1 to 2706 and encodes 901 amino acids. NCBI's taxonomy places the organism in Eukaryota, Metazoa, Chordata, Mammalia, Lagomorpha, Ochotonidae. Gene Ontology annotation, molecular function: glycine:sodium symporter activity.
AUGUACUUCGAGUACAAUCAAUUACUCAAGAUUUUUAUUGUAAUUGUGUUAGAACAGAUCUCAAUUUGUAAAUUCAGGAUGUGUCCAAGAACGGUUAUUCUGAAUUGCAGAAAUGUAGGCAACGUGAAGCCUGCAUGGGGUAAUGAUUUAUCAAACUUGUAUUAUCAAGAAGAUGUCAAACGAAGGGCACCUUGCUUUGCACUGACGCAAACCUGGCCUUUCCCAAGGAGAUAUAGAAAGCGCCUCUCCUGCGAAGCCAAACGCAUAGCAGGCUUCGCUCUCUACCGCUUCUGUCCGUUGCGCGUGUUAGACAUGGAUUGCGGUGCCCCCAAGGAAAUGAAUAAACAGCCGGCCAACAUCUUGGAGGCGGCGGCGGUACUAGGCCUUUCGGAUGGUCGGUGCGCGCCCAGGACCAGCCCGGAGCACGAGCUGCCCACAGCCCCCGCCGCGCCGCUGCCACGUGUGCCCAGGUCGGCUUCCACCGGCACCCAAAGAUUCCAGUCCACGGAAGCGCAAGCCUGUGAGGCUGAACGGUCUGGAGUCGGGUCGUGCAAACUCAGUAGCUCGCGAAUGCCUGCGGCCUCGGCUGCUUUGCCAGACUUGAGCGAAGCGCACAGCACGCCACCGGUUCCCGCUUUGGUGGGCGCCGGACCAGGCAACGCGCUGCACUGUAAGAUCCCGGCACUGCGCAGCCCGGAAGGGGAUCUGAACGUGAGUGUGGGCAAGGGCACUCUGGAGCGGAACAACACUCCAGCUGUGGGCUGGGUGAACAUGAGCCAAAGCACCGUGGUGCUGGGCACGGAUGGAAUCGCCUCGGUGCUCCCGGGAAACGUGGCCACUACGGACACCCAGGAGGACGAGCAAGGGGAUGAGAAUAAGGCCCGAGGGAACUGGUCCAGCAAACUGGACUUCAUCCUGUCCAUGGUGGGGUAUGCAGUGGGGCUGGGCAAUGUCUGGAGGUUUCCCUACCUGGCCUUCCAGAACGGGGGAGGUGCUUUUCUCAUUCCUUACCUGAUGAUGUUAGCUCUGGCUGGGUUGCCGAUCUUCUUCCUAGAGGUAUCACUGGGCCAGUUUGCCAGUCAAGGGCCAGUGUCUGUGUGGAAGGCCAUCCCAGCCCUACAAGGUUGUGGUAUCGCAAUGCUGAUCAUCUCGGUCCUUAUAGCCAUAUAUUACAAUGUGAUCAUUUGCUACACACUUUUCUACCUGUUUGCCUCCUUUGUGUCUGUGCUGCCCUGGGGCUCCUGCAAUAACCCCUGGAACACACCAGAAUGCAAAGAUAAAACCAAACUUUUAUUAGAUUCCUGUGUUAUCAGUGACCAUCCCAAAAUACAGAUCAAGAACUCAACGUUCUGCAUGACUGCCUAUCCCAACUUGACCAUGGUGAACUUCACCAGCCAAGCCAACAAAACGUUCGUUAGUGGGAGUGAAGAAUACUUCAAGUACUUUGUGCUGAAGAUUUCUGCAGGCAUUGAAUAUCCUGGAGAGAUCAGGUGGCCACUAGCCUUCUGCCUCUUCCUGGCUUGGGUAAUUGUGUACGCAUCCCUGGCUAAAGGAAUCAAGACUUCAGGAAAAGUGGUGUACUUCACAGCCACGUUUCCAUAUGUCGUGCUCGUGAUACUCCUCAUCCGCGGAGUCACUCUGCCUGGAGCUGGAGCUGGGAUCUGGUACUUCAUCACACCCAAGUGGGAGAAACUCACGGAUGCCACGGUAUGGAAAGAUGCGGCCACGCAGAUUUUCUUCUCUUUAUCUGCUGCCUGGGGAGGUCUGAUCACUCUUUCUUCUUACAACAAAUUCCAUAACAACUGUUACAGGGACACUCUGAUUGUAACCUGCACCAACAGUGCCACGAGCAUUUUUGCUGGCUUUGUCAUCUUCUCCGUUAUUGGCUUCAUGGCCAACGAGCGCAAAGUGAACAUUGAGAACGUGGCAGACCAAGGGCCAGGCAUUGCAUUUGUGGUUUACCCAGAGGCCUUAACCAGGCUGCCCCUCUCUCCAUUCUGGGCCAUCAUCUUUUUCCUGAUGCUCCUCACUCUUGGACUUGACACUAUGUUUGCCACCAUUGAGACCAUAGUGACCUCCAUCUCAGAUGAGUUCCCCAAGUACCUACGCACACACAAGCCGGUCUUUACUCUGGGCUGUUGCAUUUGCUUCUUCAUCAUGGGAUUUCCAAUGAUCACACAGGGUGGAAUUUACAUGUUUCAGCUUGUGGACACCUAUGCUGCCUCCUAUGCCCUUGUCAUCAUUGCUAUUUUCGAGCUUGUGGGAAUCUCCUAUGUGUACGGCUUGCAAAGAUUCUGUGAAGACAUAGAGAUGAUGAUUGGAUUCCAGCCCAACAUUUUCUGGAAAGUCUGCUGGGCGUUUGUAACGCCGACCAUUCUGACAUUCAUCCUCUGCUUCAGCUUUUACCAGUGGGAACCCAUGACCUAUGGCUCUUACCGUUACCCAAACUGGUCCAUGGUGCUCGGAUGGCUCAUGCUCGCCUGUUCUGUUAUCUGGAUUCCGAUUAUGUUUGUGAUAAAAAUGCAUCUGGCUCCUGGCAGAUUUAUUGAGAGGCUGAAGUUGGUGUGCUCGCCACAGCCGGACUGGGGGCCGUUCUUAGCUCAACACCGUGGGGAACGUUACAAGAACAUGAUCGACCCCUUGGGAACCUCUUCCCUGGGACUCAAACUGCCAGUGAAAGAUUUGGAACUGGGUACCCAAUGCUAG